Molecule: messenger RNA, 1431 nt
Organism: Pichia membranifaciens NRRL Y-2026
Lineage: Eukaryota; Fungi; Ascomycota; Pichiomycetes; Pichiales; Pichiaceae
Exons: 1
Coding region: 43-1062 (339 amino acids)
Source: RefSeq, a predicted model, not a curated record
CAGAACUAGAGGCUGUUAAUCAAGAAUAGACGACAGUGAGAUAUGAACCUUUCGAAGCUUACUAAUCCUGCAGAACCGGAAGUGAAUUUCGGCGGGCUGCAGCACCGUCCUUCCCCAGAUAAUGAUCUAGUUUCAACUGGGACACAAACAGACGUCGGUACGCUGGAUAGUGACUCCAGAACCAUGUCCUCCACUGUUGCGGCAGUCGAAACUAGUGGAAGGGAUGAGUACGAGGAAUACCAUGAUGAGUACAAUGGAGAUGAAGAUAAUUACGAGAACGACAAUGAUACAGAGCUGGGUGUUGGAAGUGAUAAAGACGGUGACAGCUAUACCAGAUCAGACGCUAGAGACACGGGGUCUCAGAAAAGAAGAUCAACAGCAGAGUAUCGAACGCUAUAUCAAUUUCUACUGGAUAAAUACAAGAAUGCCAACCACACUUCAAAAGUGCUUGACGAAUUUGAGCUAUACCUCAAAAAGCUGUCAAAAUACCAACAGCUACGAAAUAACACUCUAGUUGACGCACUGAAAUUCAUAGACAAGCAUGAGAGCUUUGAGAGUAGAAGCGACCUCAGCAACACUCAGUUAGAGGAAAAACUGAUGUCGAUUCUGAGAAAUAAUGAAAGAAUGAGGCCGCUAGUGACUAAGUUGAUCGACUUAGAAAAAGUUGAAACUAGCGACGACUCGAGAGCAAACUUAAACGCAUUUCACAACCUAAUCGGGAUCAAUGAUUCUUUAUCGAGUGAUUUGGCCAUUCAGGAAAGUAAUAUAUUUCCCGAUUUGUACACCAGCAGAUACGACUUUUUUGAACUUGUCAAAAAAAACCAGCGUUACGAAAACAAAGUGAGAUCUUACCUAGAUUUGAAAGAUCAAAUCAAAUCUGAAAGUAGUGCCGAGUCGGUCCAAACAGAAGUUGAACCUCAGACACCAAGGAAAAGGGCCAAACCGUCUGCUUCCAGCUCAAAUGGAAAUGGGAUGGUUACCAGAUCUGAAGGAACAGAGAACUCUCUCAAGAUCACUAUCCAAAGGAAAAGGAGGAAGGUGGUUAGUGAACCUCGUGCUUAGUUAAAUUUUUUUUGUUAGAUUUGUAUAUGUAUAUUAUAAACUUUUAAACUUUUAAACAUCGUUUACUAUCUGUGGAAAAUUGUGAUUUCAUUCAAUGAGCGCAACUUUCUUUUUGACCUUCUUCUUUGGUUUCCUCUUCACAGGUUGAGGAGAAGGUGCUUCAAUUUUGACUUCCUGUGGAACGUCAGUUUCCUUUUCUAGUUCUUCGUUAUACUCGUUGGUGAAAGCCUCCUCGGUGGAUUCUGGAUUUUUUAAAUCAACACCAGCUAAACGUGAUAAGUCGACUAAAAAUCCUGAAUGUUUAGGUGUUUCCUUGUUUUUCUCCCCAGGGGGGUUGGUUGUGUCUGCUAAUGCAUUGUCAACUUCGUC